Molecule: messenger RNA, 4642 nt
Organism: Stegastes partitus (bicolor damselfish)
Lineage: Eukaryota; Metazoa; Chordata; Actinopteri; Pomacentridae
Gene: usp6nl
Product: USP6 N-terminal like
Exons: 15
Coding region: 741-3425 (894 amino acids)
Biological process (GO): regulation of GTPase activity
Molecular function (GO): GTPase activator activity; small GTPase binding
Source: RefSeq, a predicted model, not a curated record
UUAUCACAUUUAUUAAAUUCACUUUCCAGACAAAUAAAUGAAUUAAUAACAAAUAUUAAAGUAAUUUACAGAAAUAACUUCCUCAGUAGUUUGAGUAUAAAUCACUUUAGAAUAUUUUAUUAUCAUGUGUAAUAUUAUUUCUUUUUUUAAAAUAUUAUUUUCUGAACACCAGAGUUUCCUUCAGGUUUAAUAAAGUUUAUCUGAUAUGAAAUAAAGAAUAAAACCAAACUAAUCUUGUUUUUCUAAGCAGCACAGACCCACUGAGAGGCGGAUUAACGUGAUUUAUGGGUGUUUAUUUAGCAACAGGACCUGAUGAAGGUGGAUUAGUGUCUCCAGGUGAGUCCUGCGGCUCGGUUCUCCACCUGAGACCAGAACACCUGCCUGGAGCGGCUCCUCCUGCUGCAGGUCGGAGCUCCGCCGCCGCAGCAGCAGCAGCAGCAGCAGCAGCCGGUGAGAUCAGCUGAGCCCGGCGGGCGGCGCAUUGCUACCUGGCUGGAAUCCUGCUGCCUCCACACGGAGUUGGAGAAGUGCUCCGGACUUCCUGGUACGGGACCAUGGACGCUCGGCGCGCCGCUCCGGCCGCGGAUCCCCCCGCAGCGAUGUGAUCGAGGAGGAGCCCGUCGACUGGAGAGCGAAGGUCAUGAGUGCCUCUAGGAAAGACCCAGCGGAGAAUAACCUCACCUGUCCAAAGCCCCGCCCUACCUGGGCCUCACCCUGCCCCCCGCCCCUGGACUCCCACCAUGACGUCUGAUACCGAGCAGGAUGCAGCUGUAAAACUUGACCAGGAGCGAGCUGAGAUAGUCGCCAAAUAUGACAAGGGAAAAGAGGCCACCGUGGAGCCCUGGGAGGACACCAACUUCCACCUGUACAAAGUCAUCGACCGCUUCGGCUUCGUCCAUGAGAAUGAACUUCCAUCCUACGACUCGGUGGAGGAGAAGCAAAAGCACCAGGAGGUGGAGAGGACCACCAAGUGGCUGAAGAUGCUGAAGAGCUGGGACAAGUACAAGAACAGCGACAAGCUGGUCCGGAGGAUCUAUAAGGGAAUCCCUCUGCAGCUCCGCGGGGAGGUCUGGUGCCUGCUGCUCGACAUCCCCAAAAUCAAGGAGGAGAAGAAGGACUUCUACGAGAAGCUGAAGGCCCGAGCCAGAGGCGUGUCCCCCGACAUCCGGCAGAUCGACCUGGACGUGAACCGGACCUACAGGGACCACAUCAUGUUCAUGCACCGCUACGACGUCAAGCAGCAGGCGCUCUUCCACGUCCUCACAGCUUAUUCCAUGUACAACACGGAGGUGGGCUACUGUCAGGGCAUGAGUCAGAUCACCGCCCUGCUGCUCAUCUACAUGAAUGAAGAAGACGCCUUCUGGGCUCUGGUCCGGCUGCUGUCGGGCCAGAGACACGCCAUGCACGGGUUUUUCGUUCCCGGCUUCCCGAAGCUGAUGCGUUUCCAGGAGCAUCACGACCGCAUCCUGAAGAAGAUGAUGCCCAAACUGAAGCAGCACCUGGACAACCAGGAGGUGUUCACCAGCCUGUACACCAUGAAGUGGUUCUUCCAGUGUUUCCUGGACAGAACCCCGUUCACCCUCACCCUCAGGAUCUGGGACAUCUACAUCUUGGAGGGCGAGAGAGUUCUGCCCUCGAUGUCCUACACCAUCCUCAAACUGCACAAGAAGCACCUGAUGAAGCUGUCCAUGGAGGAGCUGGUGGAGUUCCUGCAGGUGACGCUGUCCAAAGAUUUCUUCUUGGAGGACGACUUCGUGGUGGAGCAGCUGCAGGCGUCCAUGCAGGAGCUCCGCAGGGCCAAGCUGGAGCUGCCGGCGCCAGGUAAAGAGGAUGAGUUUCCCAAGAAACCUCUCGGGCAGCUCCCACCUGAGGUAGCGGCGCCAGUGAUGAACCACGUGGCCAAUGGUCAAAGCCACACGGAGCCGGCCGAGCCUCCCAGGGGCCUGAGUCCUGCAGUGGACCGCCAGCGGGACAGUCGGCCCCCGAGUCGGGCCCGCCGGGACUCGCUGGACAAACCGAUCCGCCACCACAAGGCGGACAGAAGGGAUGGGCACUCCAGGGGAUCUGGUGAGAUCCCCAGCGAGCAUCGCAGGAAGUCCACCUCCACCACUCCAGAGAGGGGGGUGACUCCGCCCUCAGCCCCCACCCCGACACCACAGAUCACCACGGUGGACAGGGGGAAGCCUCAGAGCCACGCCACGGCCAACCACAACUCCAACGCGGCCUCCAGCUCCCGCAAGGAAAUCACCCCCCGCUGGUUCAAACCCUCUGAGACGAAGCUGGAAGCUGUCAAAAUGGCAGCAGCCCGGGAAGUCCAGAUGAGCCGGGGGGCGUCGCCUGCACCUUCCAGCCCGGACGACAGCGCUCUGCUGCACCGCCGGCCGCGAUCGAAGGGGUUCGUCCCUGGCUCCAACCGAGGCUCCAAUGCCUCCCAGUACGACAACGUACCCGGGCUCCCAGAGCAGGAGUUUGAGAUCCUGGAGCUUGACAGACCUCCGUCCAGAAUGAGGAACCCUCGCAGUGAGGCAGCCUUUUCUGUAUCAGCCCUGCAUCAGGGCAGCCCCAACCGAGGGCCCAGCCUGGCUGGGAGCGUCAUCUCCGUCGCAUCAGGGCCCAGGAUGGCCAAACACCCUCUUCCGCCUCAAUUUCCCCACAACAGUCCAGGAGGUGUUCCGGCCAGCUUCUCUGGCAGCCAGAGCCAGUUCCACACACCGCCCCUGCAGCACUCCCCUGCAAGAACGACUACUGAGGUUCCCAUCUUAUAUCCGGCCUACAGCGUGAGCCUUGACCAGAGAGGCGAGGACAGACUCUAUGCCCCGCCGGCCCGAUUCACUCCUCCCUCCACCGUGGCGUACGGCGACCAAGUGUACGCCACCACCCAGCGGCAGCCCACCAGCCUCUCCCCAGAGAAGGCGUUCAUGAACAACUCCUUCGCCACCUAUCGAAGGCAGCCGCCGCCCAGCGCCGCCCGCAACCCCCGAAACGCCAGGCCUUCGCCAGAGCACUCCCUGCAGCUGGAAACCCAGGGCAGCUCCACGCCUAUCUACCUGCAACAACUCACCUCCACCGCACAGGUCGGCGCUCCGGUGGACUACAGGUUCGAGGGGCACCGGAGAGGCGAGUUGAACUACUUGCCGGACGGCGGGCCUCGGCGGGCCGCAGACGGGCACCAGUGGGAGCCAGAGGACGAGCUGCCCCCGCAGUCCCCAGGUGGGAUGCCCCGCUCGCCCAGCUUCCAGCGAGCCCAAAUGUCACCCGUUCAGGAGUUCACUUUCCCCCCCAACCCGGAUGCCCUGCUCCACUACAGGACACAGUUCCAGGAGCAGCAGCCCGUCAUACGACAACAGCUCCCCCAGCUGUUCGGAGGACCACACUACAGGCACGCACAGGAGGCGUUCGCCAUGCAGGAGUCCAUGCUGCUGUGAGGGGAAGUUAGGGAAAAAAAAUAAAUGACAAGACACUGUAAAAAACUGAGGUGUAGUCGCCGACACUGUGGUAAAGACGAGCAGUAGUCCUAGCUUUGUUAGGAACCUGGUUUGUUGUUCUUUAUGUGUGAAGUACUGACCUUCUGACUGUCGCGCUGCAUCGUAACGUUGCAGGACACACCAGCCUCUCAUGUUUUUACUGAUCACUUUAAAAGGAGAAAAAAAAUCUGACUGAAGAUUUAAUUUUAUUUUUGGAUGUAAAUCAUUAACAAGAGGUGACAGUAUAUAUAUCUUUUAGAGUCUGAUAUGUACAGUGGAUUUUUUUUGUGUUUGUUUUUGUUAAUAAUCUGAGUUAUCCGUAGCAGGAGAGCAAAACUCUGAUUUAUUUUCCAUCUUUAUUUUUUUAUAUGUUACUUCCAGAUAUUUACAUUAGAGAUCAGUUUACUCUAUAUGCUUGUGAAUGUUAUUUUUCAAAGAAAUUAUACAAAAGUCGGAUGAUAGCGUUAGAGAACGUCGAUGAACGGGGUUUGAUUUUGAAGCGCCUCCACUGUAGAAAGGAAAAAGCAGGUUUCUGUUGUUUCAGAUGUUUUUAUUUUUAGCAUUACUGUCCAGAUUCAGUAAUCAUUUUUACUCCUGAUCGCGCAGUGCUUUCCACAUUUACACUUACUCGAGACCAGUGUAGUUUUCGGUUAAACUCCAACCCUGAUUAGAGAGCUAAUUUAUGAGGGCUAAUAAUAUCUAUAUUUUUUUGGUUUGGUGGCUGUAAGUCAUCUGAUUUGCUCUGUAACCAUAGAUAACAUGUUCUUUUUUUAAUUGCUGUCGACACAUCUCGAGCUCUCGCGGGGCCCCGGAUGGAUGUGAACUAGUUUCAGUUUGCUUCAUUAAGUCUUAUUAUUCUCAACACUGUCACAUCAACUACUGUUCGGCUGCUGGCGCUUCGGCCGGCAUACAGAGUCAUCUGGCACACAAUCACGCCGUCACGUUUUUUGCACACACACACUACAUGCCACAAAUGUGUGAGUCGCACAUUUCGGCGUUACGCGGUCACAUUCCUCAUGCUCUGGUUUUUAAUGCAGUUACUCUCAGUUACAGUAUUGACGUACUGUUCAUUACAUUCCCUAAGUUAUCUCGUUUUGAUUUUUUUUUUUUUGUUAAACAACUAAUUGCAGAUCAUUCUGAUACUUUGCUUAAUAAAAUGAGGUGGGGUGAAAAUCUAA